Cynocephalus volans (Philippine flying lemur) is the source of this 585-nucleotide messenger RNA. Its product is annotated as olfactory receptor 7D4-like. Gene Ontology annotation, cellular component: plasma membrane. The record is from RefSeq and is a predicted model, not a curated record. The transcript has 2 exons. Bases 1 to 585 code for a protein of 194 amino acids. Lineage: Eukaryota; Metazoa; Chordata; Mammalia; Dermoptera; Cynocephalidae. Gene Ontology annotation, biological process: G protein-coupled receptor signaling pathway. Gene Ontology annotation, molecular function: G protein-coupled receptor activity; olfactory receptor activity.
AUGUAUCUGAUCACUGUGUUUGGAAACCUGCUCAUCAUCCUGGCCAUCAUCUCAGAUCCCCACCUCCACACACCCAUGUACUUCUUCCUCUCCAACCUGUCCUUUGUAGACAUCUGUUUCACUUCCACAACCAUCCCAAAGAUGCUGCUAAACAUCCAGACAAAGAGCAAAGUCAUAACCUAUGCAGGCUGCAUCACCCAGAUGUACUUUUUCAUGCUUUUUGCAGCGUUAGAUGACCUUCUCCUGAGUGUGAUGGCCUAUGACCGGUUUGUGGCCAUCUGUCAUCCCCUGCAUUACAUGGUCAUCAUGAACCACCGGCUCUGUGGGUUGCUGGUUCUGAUGUCUGUCAUCAUCAUAGUCUCCUUAUUUUAUGGAACAAGCCUAGGAGUGUACCUUAGUUCUGUUGCUACACACAACUCAUACUCAAGUGCUAUAGCCUCAGUGAUGUACACCGUGGUCACACCAAUGCUGAAUCCUUUUAUCUACAGUCUGAGGAAUAAAGACGUAAAGAGGGCUCUGAGGAGUGUCCUUGGGAGAGAAACUAGAAAAGGAUCAAUUGACUGGGACAGAAAAAGUGUCCAUUGA